GUCGAAUCGAGAAUGCCAGAUAGACCAGCAUCACCGCAACCAGUGCCAAUACUGCCGGCUGAAGAAAUGCUUCCGUGUUGGCAUGCGCAAAGAAGCAGUCCAGCGUGGACGCAUCCCUCCAUCCCACUCAGGCAUCAGUCCCACUUCUUUGGUCGGCGGAGGUGGUGGUACCGGGGCCGGGCCAGUAGGCGGUGAAUUCUUCAACGGCCAGCCUGUGUCUGAGCUCAUCUCCCAGCUGCUCCGUGCCGAACCGUACCCCAGCAGCCGCUACGGUCCCCAGUACGGCCAGCAGCAGCAGAUGCAAGGUGCUGGAGGAGGCUCCAUCAUGGGCAUUGACAACAUCUGUGAGCUGGCGGCACGCCUCCUCUUCAGCACCAUCGAGUGGGCCAGGAGCAUCCCCUACUUCCCUGAGCUACCCGUCUCUGAGCAGGUGGCUCUGCUGAGACUGAGCUGGAGCGAGCUGUUUGUCCUGAACGCAGCCCAGUCCGCCCUGCCGCUGCACAUGGCCCCACUGCUGGCUGCCGCCGGCUUCCACUCCUCACCCAUGUCAGCAGAGAGGGUUGUGUCCUUCAUGGACCAGGUGAGGGUGUUCCAGGACCAGGUGGAUAAGCUGACCCGGCUUCAGGUGGACUCAGCAGAGUACAGCUGCCUCAAGGCCAUCGCCCUCUUGUCUCCAGAUGCGUGUGGUCUGACAGACCCCGUCCARGUAGAGUCUCUSCAGGAGAAGGCCCAGGUGGCUCUGAUGGAGUACGAGAGGAUGCAGUACCCGGGUCAGCCCCAGCGCUUCGGCCGUCUGCUCCUCCGCCUGCCUGCCCUCAGGGCCGUGCCCGCCAACCUCAUCUCCCAGCUGUUCUUUAUGCGCCUGGUGGGCAAGACGCCCAUCGAGACCCUCAUCAGGGACAUGCAACUCUCUGGGAGCUCCAUUAGCUGGCCCUACGUCCCUGGGCAGUGAGGACAGGAGCCUGGGACCCACAGGACCCUGGAGGAACCUGGAACCUAGAACCUAGAAUGGGAUGGAGAGGGAUUAGCCACUGAUGUCAUAAAUGUCUAAAUUCUUGAGGAUUUAGUAGAGGAGGACUAUAUUGCUACUCACUCACACAGAGUCACACACUGAGCUUCCAGUGAAUGGAGCUGGAAUCAAACCAUUGGUAGUUUAGCUGUCCCGUGUUUUCCAAGAAAAUUAUACAUUUGUCUUGGAGUAUAUUUCCUGAUCUGUAUCAUGACCUCUCUAAAUGACCUGUCUGAAACACAGAACAGGGCUCUGGAACACAGAACAGGGCUCUGGAACACAGAACAGGAUCUGGAACACAAGAACAGGACUCUGGAACACAGAACAGGACUCU
This is a messenger RNA of Salvelinus sp. IW2-2015, 1343 nucleotides long. Its product is annotated as nuclear receptor subfamily 2 group F member 6. Gene Ontology annotation, biological process: negative regulation of transcription by RNA polymerase II; cell differentiation; anatomical structure development. The record is from RefSeq and is a predicted model, not a curated record. Gene Ontology annotation, molecular function: RNA polymerase II cis-regulatory region sequence-specific DNA binding; zinc ion binding; nuclear receptor activity. Lineage: Eukaryota; Metazoa; Chordata; Actinopteri; Salmoniformes; Salmonidae.